Messenger RNA from Cataglyphis hispanica, 5790 nucleotides. It is a transcript of the gene Sdc, whose product is annotated as syndecan-like. The record is from RefSeq and is a predicted model, not a curated record. The transcript is spliced from 5 exons. Gene Ontology annotation, cellular component: membrane; cell surface. NCBI's taxonomy places the organism in Eukaryota, Metazoa, Arthropoda, Insecta, Hymenoptera, Formicidae. Gene Ontology annotation, biological process: cell migration. Bases 209 to 922 code for a protein of 237 amino acids.
UCGUCGCGCCUCCAGUGUCUCGCGGUUCAUCGAUCAGUGUGGUGUGUGUCGCGUUGUUGUUCCGGAGGAUUUUUUUUAGUGAUUUGUUCCUACGUUCGGCUUGCGCUACGUUAACGCGGAUUCUUCGCGGCCGCUUUCGUCCCGGAAUUCGUGCGCGUGCAUAAAGCCGGGCACCGCGAACGGGGCCCAUCGAGAUUACGGGAUAAAAAUGCGACUAAGGAUACACUGGAUUCUGGUGAGCACGGCCGUGGUGAUCCUCGCGGGAUGCAACGCCGCUACCGAGAAGGAACAGACCGAUACCAAGCAGAGGACGUCGGCGAGUUCGACUUACAAUACUUUCCCGGACGAUUUGUACUUGGAUGACCAGGACAUAGAAGGCUCCGGUCGAGGUGGCAGUGAUAAUCGCGACGACCUCGAAGCUUCGGGCAGUGGCCUUGGCCCUGAUGACGAGGACGGAGACGACGAUCACGAGUUUAAUGGUAAUAAUGGAUUAGAGAUCCCGAGCAAGCCGACCGAAGCGAGACCUCCAUACUUUAUCGAUGAGACAAACGUCAAAACUAAACAACAGACGACUAUCGACGCGGUAAACCGACCCGGCAACGAGGUCGACGUAAUCGAACCCUCGGGCACGGAAGACGAUCACGCUGACAAUACCGACGAGAUCCACGAAGUCUAUAUAAUGAAUCCGAAACACGAGGACCGUGCCAGCUCGUUCUUCGCGCAGCCAGGUGUACUAGCCGCUGUGAUUGGCGGCGCGGUAGUGGGCCUUCUCUGCGCGAUACUGGUGGUCAUGUUUAUCGUGUAUCGGAUGCGUAAGAAGGACGAGGGCUCGUACGCCCUGGACGAGCCGAGGAGAUCACCCGCGGCGCAGGCCUUCCCUAAGCCGGGCGCGCCCCAUCACAAUCGGGAGUUCUACGCUUGAGGCGACGGCGGCGCGAUAAUGACGACCUCGCCGAUUCCUCUCGCGAUCUCACGAUGCCAAGCCGAGUAAGGACCACCGACGAUCGACAACGCCCGCAUUCGGAAUCCCACUGAUCGAUGGUGAAAAAAAGAACGAUUACUUCGGCGAACCGCAUGGCGCGCGCGCGCCCAUAGACUCUCCCGCAAUGACGGGGCUUUUAUCGAGGAACGUCGCUCGUGGAACGUCGGCCGAUUCUCGCGGAUUCUCCCUCGGCAUCUACCGAUAUUCGCUUGCUCUUAGAUGUAACUCAUCCCCGUUACAACAUAUCCCUAUCUACCUACCUACUUUAUGCAUCCAUAUAUCCUUUGUGUUCUCCUUUCUUUCAGAAGGUAAUUUUUCACGAUUCUCCCCCGGAGCUUUUCUUCUGAUAUUUAGGCUCGCGACGACGACGACGACGUUUGCACGUACGUUUUUUGGCUGCCCGAACUCCUCUUGACUGUCGGAGACUGUAUUUUCUUACGCGCUGUACUUCAUCGUAUUUUCGAAAGAAAAGGGCGUACGCGAGUAAGAGAGUUCAAGACAAGAUGAAUUCGCGGCUUUUUUGACCGAGAGACCAUUCACAGAAUGCCGAAUUUUUUCAACUUAACGCUCCGAUUUGUCCUUAUAGCACUCUGUACAAAGAUUUACCUUUCCGUUAAAUCCUGAUGUUAACCGCACGCUCCCGUUACCCUCCUCCGAAGAUCCUUUUCAGAGUGUGAUCAUCUCGGCUGGUGAUUGGAAGCGAUGGACAGUGAACGACGAGACUACUACGGCUCUCGUAUAUAUCCUGUCGAGACAUCGUCGGCGAGGUUGCACCAAUUCCAAGAUGCAUUUACAAGCGUAUUUAGAGCGUAUAUAAAUAUAUAUGUGUAUAUAUAUAUAUAUAUAUAUAUAUAUAUAUAUAUAUAUAUAUUUACGUAUAUGUAUACAUACAUAUAUACAUGUACAGGACUGAGAGCGUGAAAAUUCGUGGGCGAUAAACGCCGUUGCUAUGUCGUUAAUCAUUCUGUCUCCCGGUGGAAGGAGGGAAGGGAAGAAGGAUCGUUGCGGCACCGUGAUUUCUCUCCGACAGCAAGAGCGGCGAGGAGUUAAGCUGCAACCUCGUCCACGUCGCUGCUAUUGCUUGUUCCUUCUUUCUUUUCUUUUUUAAAUUUACGAUAUCCACUUUUUUGAUACUGAGCGUUUAAUAUCGAGUUCGACGAAAAUUUAUAUCUAUCAGUGCACAUUCGCGUCUUAAUAAAGACGAAAAUGAUGGCGGUACUCAUCGACCGAUCGAUCAAUUGCGAAGAGAAUAAAAAAGGCGCCUAUUAUUAAAAAUACGCAUUAGUAAUCCUAGCGCGACCGUACCGACCAAUAUCUAAAUUCCAAGGAAAACAAAAAGUGCUUUGUCAUUAUGCACACACACACACACACACACACACACACACACACACACACACACACACACACACACACACACACACACACAUACGUUUCUAAGAAUUCUAUAAGUUGCGCAAGUUUGUUUAGUGAUAAGGAAUUGAUUAUGUUCGGUCAGUCCAUUGGUCGCUGGUACUGUACAUAUCGUUACGGAAUAACGAUUAUUUCUGAAACUUAUAAGAUUUUGUACGUAUUUUUGUUGUGUAAUUUCUUCUCUCAAUGUCAUUUCGUUGUAUCCUGUAGAACGUCGAAAGAUAAGAUCAAUGUUUCUAUUUUAAGAUAAUUAAUUUUAUCUUCCCAUUUUUUUUAUUGAUUUUAAUAUUCAUUUAUAGUGAAAAUUUUUCGCACAAUUUUAGCGCAAGAGAGAUAUAUCGCGAUUUUUAUAUAAAUGAGAUUCGCCAUAAUUAAACACGUGUAUAAAUUUAUAAUAAUUUGGAUCUUUGAUAUGAUAAAAUUUAUUAAUGUCAUUUGUAAAUCCCAUUUAACAUUCUCUUUUUUUUCUUUUCCUCUUCGAGAAUUAUGUAUAAAUACUAAAAGCCCCUCAUGGUAAUGGUGAUAUUUCACGAUGAUUCACAUAUUCGCCAGGCAUGUAGAAAGUUUUAUUAAAAUUCUUGUAUUGUGUAUUAAUCGCCACGCAUUUAGCAAACAAAAUGAAUUCUCAAUUAGCGUGCCAUAUUUUUAAAACAUGCGUGCUUGCGUUAUCUUCAAUACCGCGAUCGACGUUUCUAAUUUCGAGAUAAAUAUGUAGCUUUUAAAAUGUAGGAGAAAAUCCCUUUUUAAGAACCGUAAAUUUUUCUUUUUUUCUUUUUUUUUUUCAAUGCAUCUAAUGAUUUCGAACUUUAGAUGAACAGAAGCUCGAGCUAGAGUCCAGAUAAGAAUAUUGACAAUGGGAUAGUACACACCCUCCUUCCACCUAAGAUAAAACAUCCAUUUUUAUUAUCAAGGGCAGUCCCAAUGCUGAUAAAUCUUCGAUACGCCCGUCUUGUUCGUCUCGUCGUCAAAACUUUCAACGACGAGAAGUUGCAUUGCGAGAGGCACAAUCACGUACGACACGUGGUUUCUGUCCCGAGAGCGAUAUGAUAGUGCACACGCCUUAGUACGAUUAAAAAUGAUGCCAUAAUGUCACAUUAGAAAGCGAAAGGGAGCAUGCGAAAAGCGAUACAAAUCUGUAACCGAAUUUCUUUUUCAGCUGUGUCACGCGAUUCAUCUGUGCAUCGCAAAGUUUAUUAACGUUUUCUCUCUUUCUCUCUAUUUUUGCAAUAUUUCCUUUUUUGUCUUUUCUAUAUGUUUAUCUCUCUCUUUUUCUCUUAAAAAUUUUUUUCUUUAUUCUAUAUUAAUAUCUCUUCUGAAUCUCUUCUUGAAUCUCUUCUCGUAACAAUACGAGCGUCGUUUUUUCGCAGAAUCCAACUCCGUUACGGAAGAUUAGACGCGUUGGAAGUAAUUAAAAGUAUAUCAUGCCAAUACUGCCAUAUACUACGUAAGGAACUGCGAUUUGGUACGAAACUCCCACGGAUCCGCCUUAUUAUCACAUUGCAUUCUCACUUCACAGCACAUUAUUCUUAUCCUGCAUGGUAAUCGCUUCCUCCAUCAUCCUUUAAGUUUUCGUCUUUUCGUUUCUCUUCAGCUGAUUCGCGCUUCUUACGUAUGAAUGUGCUGAUACUAUAAAAAGUGUAUAAAGUCUACUAAACGCCUUAUUUUAUUACCGAGAAUAAUGCGAUUCUCCUCUCACAUCCACGGCGAACUUGUCGCGUUCUACGACGAUUUAUCUUUGUUGGACAUAUGUCACAGUUUUAAUGGAUAAUUUCUCUUCCGCAUAUCAUGUAUGUGACAAUUUUAUUUAUUUAUAUUUCAAUCAAUAGUGUUAAAAACACUAAGUAUGUAAAGAAAGAUUUGUUAAUCAAGAUUUUUUACUUACGCUUUUAGAAGAAUAAAUUUUAUCAAAUUUUUAUGGAUUUAGUUUGUAUCAAAAGAUUUGUUUUAGUUCAUCUAAAUUUGAUACAUAGAUAUCAACUGAAAAGAACAUUUGUAAUCAUAAUUAGAUAUAAUGUCGAUUAUACGAUCAAAGAAAUAUUCUUAUAUUUUUUCGUAAUAUUUUUCAUAGGUCAUUUUAAUUGGUAAUCAUUUUUCUCAUUGUAUAUUUUUCUUCGAUUUCUUUUAAAUCAAUUGAAUUUUAUCAAUAUUUUACAUCAAUUUUCUAUAGAUCCAAUUUUCUAAAAACACACGUUUUACAACACACUUUUAUCUUUAAUAUUCUUUCCUUUCUCUGUCAUCUUUUUCCCGCUCGGUAAUCUCUUAUUUCAUUUAUACCGUGCGAAAUAAAUGAGGGAAGACAUUAGAAAUUGGGGCUCGUAAUCUCUAUUGUAAUAAUAAUCAUACAUGAUAUAGAUGAAAUUGUUCGUUAGAUAGUAAUUAAUUGACCGCUUGGUGUGCCUCUGCCCUCGGCUUUACUAGUGUCACCAUGCGGCCAAUUAACAUUCGAAAGGCGAAGGUGGGAAAAAAAAUUAAUUGUAAUGAAAUCAUAUUUUAUAAGAAGAACGUAAUUCCAUAAGAUCAUUAUAGCAAUGAAAAGUCUGUCUAACGCUAGAGACAAGAAAAAGCCCAUAGGCCAGAUGGACGAAUGAAAAUAAUUUUAAAAGUGAAUAUAUAUAAUUAAUAUUUAAUAUAAUAAUGAUAAUAUUAACAAUGUUAUUUUUUAAGUGUAAGUAUCGUCGUUCCAAAAACCACCACCUUUCUCCUCCUGCUCCUCAUCCUUCUCCUAUUGUUCCCUAUACCGAUCUAUACUACAUAUAUGUGUAUAUAUCUCCGUCUAUGCACGAACCCACAAAAUACGUAUAUACAUGUAUAUGUACUUAUAUAUAAAUAUAUAGAUAUAUAUACUCGCUCGCAAUUGCGGUAAAGCGUUUGUUUCGGUUUUUCAUCAAAAUAUUCUUAAUCUUGCGCGCUUCAGCGUUUGUUCUCCUUGCUCCGAAAUUUAGUCUAUUUGCGUAAUCGCACGAUGACAAAUCAAGAUAUAAAUAAUUUUCAACAAGUAUGAAAUAUUCGUGUUAUCGCUAUUGCGGGUACUUAUAUUACGUUAUUCUUAAUUAACGGAAAAAUUAAUAAUUGCACUACAUUAGUAUAAUAACAAACAAUAAUGUAUGUCGUCGCUCUUAUUCUGUAAAUAAAUACUGUACCGUCUAAGGAAACGCAUUGGGAAACUUCUUCGAGAUAUGAGCGUCUCGCUUCCAUUUGAUUCGUAGAUUUUAUAGGAAUUUUAUAGAGCCAUACGCCAGGAUAUAACAGGAAGAUUAUUUAAUUUUAUUUGCAUACGAAAAUACAGUAUAUGUAUUGGCGCCUUCGAGAUACAUGUUAAAUUGCCAUGAUAUUUGAGCACCAUUGCGAAGGUAAAUCUGUAUAUAAAUACAUACUCGGACAUUUAACUGUAAAACUUA